This is a messenger RNA of Mercenaria mercenaria, 6276 nucleotides long. Its product is annotated as thymidine kinase 2, mitochondrial-like. Gene Ontology annotation, molecular function: deoxynucleoside kinase activity. Gene Ontology annotation, cellular component: mitochondrion; cytoplasm. Lineage: Eukaryota; Metazoa; Mollusca; Bivalvia; Venerida; Veneridae. The coding region runs from base 29 to 922 and encodes 297 amino acids. The transcript has 10 exons. The record is from RefSeq and is a predicted model, not a curated record.
GGUGCCAUAUUAUAAUAGACAACUACAGAUGGCGCUCUGUGUGUAUUGCUUAUCCAAUCAAUUUACGCGAACUUUAGGGUCAAACGCAUUGGCGGUAUUUACAAGAUUUGGUGGGAAUACACAACGCGCCAGGAUUACAGCCACAAAGACGAGCAGAAAAAUUUUCUGGACGAGGUCUUUCCACGCAAGAUCAGAAGACAUGUUGGGGUCAAAUCAACUUAAGAAACUUGCAUCUAAAGUGCUCAAUGAAGAAAAUAUACAGAUUCCAUUGAAGCCUGGGAGGAAAUACACAGUAUCAAUUGAGGGCAAUAUUGGAUGCGGAAAGACAACCCUUCUAGAGUAUUUCAAGUCAUCAAAAGUUGUUGAGGCUAUCAAAGAACCGGUGAGUCAGUGGACCAAUGUUCAAGGACAUAAUGCUUUGCAACUUCUAUAUAACGAUCCUUCUAGAUGGAGUUUUUCCUUCAAUAUAUACGCACAGCUUACCAGAGUACAGAUGCAUACAAGACCACAUAAUAAACAAGUUAAAAUGUUAGAAAGAUCACUGUUCAGCACAAGACAUUGCUUUGUUGAAAACGAUUUCAGAAACGAGACAAUCAAUGGUUUGGAGUAUGCUAUAUUGAAUGAAUGGUUUGAGUAUUUGACAGAGAUGCCAGGCACUGGAGUAGAUCUCAUCGUUUAUUUGAGAGCUGACCCUAAAGUAUGUUUUGAAAGAAUAAAGAAGAGAUCUCGAAAAGAAGAAGCUGGAGUACCAUAUAAACUGAUAGAAGAUUUACACAACCUUCAUGAAGAAUGGUUAGUCAGACAAAACUGUGGUAAACUCCCUGCCCCUGUAUUGGUAUUAGAUGCAAACAACGAAUAUUCCCAAAUGACUCGCAUUUACGAGGAGAGAAGACAUGAAAUCUUGUGUGGUGUAAGAGCGUGAUAAAAACUUUGCUCUUUAAGGGUGUGAAAUAGACCUCUAAAAACUAGACUUGAAGCAUGAUGAGUAUUGCUCAUAGUAUGUUGUGUCUUAGUUUGUUCUGGGAGUGACUGAGUGAUGUUUAUCUACUAUGGUAAAGGAAUGGAACGAUGGAAAUUGUCCUUGAGCAGAGAACGAAAAGACGUUUAUCAGUGGUGGAUUUCUAAUCAGGAAACGAGGAAAAGAAAAGUGAACAGAAGGCAAGCUACAAGUCAUAGAGAGAUGAUUAAGUCACGGACAGGUGCAUGAAAGAAGGUUCAUUCUGAAUACCUCAUAUGAACUUUGGAACAAAAUUUUGAGAUUUUCUAAAAUGUUCUUUUUGUAACUGGACAUUCAAGGUUACAUUUUGAAGCGUCUGUAUUAAAAUCAAAUUGGGUACACGUGAAGGACUUGCCAAGAGAAGACUGUGUUCAGCCCAUAUUUUAUUUAUGACCAUAUUUUAUCAUCUGAUCUCUCAGGACUCUUUUGUGUUUAUUUUUAUUGCUUGCAUUUAAUUUCUUAUAGUAUACUUAGAUUUUACACACAAAUUUGAUAUUUUAUGAAUCAGUACUCUGAAUAUAAAUACAUGUACUUUGAAAUGGUUUUAAGCUUCAUAAUAUACAUGUAGGCUUGUUCUUACGCACUGCCAUUUGCAUACACUGCACUGUAGUUUAUAUACAACAUGCUACAUUCAUAAAGCUACUAAUUUAUAGCUUAGCACUAGUCCACUUGAAUUAUUGAAAGCAUUUUAAUAUCAUCGCAAUAUUAGAUUAUAACGACCUUGCUUUUCGAUACAUGCAGUUUUUGUGCCGUAUUUAAACCAAAGUUAUCUAGAUCAGAAGUGAGAGUUCCAGUUCAUUAAAUUCUAAAUUGUGAGACUUUCUCUAGUUUGUCUGAUGUGAUAUGCAUGAGAAUUCUUAAAAUAGCAUUACAUCUGAAAUUCACUUGUACUCCGGGCUCUCGUUUGGCAAAAUUUGGGGCCGAAUAUAGGCCCCAUUCCCCCCUCAAAAUAGUAUGUUUUUUUUCCCCCCUAUUUUCAAAAAAAUUCCCCCCUCGAGCCCAAUAACAUCAGUGCUAAGCGCUUUGCAGUUGACUUGUUGGCCUUAAAAUUUUACUGUUUCCGAAAAUUCAGUGGCUCAGAGAAAAAAUUACCAAGUGUGAUGACUGAAUAAUGUUGUUUAUAAUUGGCAGAAUUCAUACAGAAGAGUUUAUAAUUAACAGAAUUCAGGUUUGGGUCAGCAAAAUUGAAAAGAAUGUUUAUAUUUGUUUGCAUUUCUUUUCGCAUUUGAAAUUCCCCUGCAAAAGAUUUUUUUUGAGAAAUUCCCCCCUUGCAUGGACCCUGGCCCCAGUCCCAAAAAGCAAAAGAGAGCCCUGGUACUCUACUUCUGAUUUAUAUGCGGGAGAUGUCACUUAUCUGCAAAGAACUGGUAGAAACUUACUUAUAAUACAGGAACUGAUUUUAUCUGACUGCGAUUUCUGAAAUAAGUUACAAAUAGACUUGUGGAGUUGUCUGUGUUGUUAAAAGGUUGCAAUGAGUUUAGACGUGUGUGGGUAGAAGUAACGGGCAUUUGUAAAUUAAAUCUGUAUAUCGACGGCCUCAGUCGAAAAGGACAUAUUCUGCACUUUUGCCCCAAAAAAUUUGUCAUUUUCGAGAAGGUAAAGUGUUCCCGCAUCCUUUGGAUACAAUAGCCAAUUGCAAAGGUAAAAAAAAUGACCUGUGAGGAAAGGCGUAAAAUAAAUUUCAUUUACAGGUGAAAAAGACAUAUUUGCAAUGAAAACCCAUUUUGCACUAAAGUACAUAGUUUUGUGUGUUUGUUAAAAUAAAAUGCAGUAAAUGAAGCAAUUUGGAAUUCCUUUAAAUCCUAUUCAUGCUGCAGAAUGGUGUGGUUUUUAAGAUAAGUUUUUGCAGAUACGUCCUUUUGAGGCUGAUUUGUUUUUUCAAAUUGUAUACUUCAUUUGUAGAUACGCUGUUUUUGAAUUUUCAUUUUUUGUGUCUCGAAAAGUUGGUAUCUUGCAGGUAUGUCCUUUUCGACUGAGGUCGACGAUAUAUGAAUAGAAAAUCCUGUCUUGCAGCAUAUACUUAACAGGGUAGUCAGUCGGCUGUUCUUGGGGCCAAAUUUUGGCGCAAAUCCCCUCUGCAAAAAGUAUGUUUUUCCAACCAGCUGACAAAAAUUCAGAUAUAAAAAUGUUUUUUUCUUACUAUGUUUUUUGAUAUGUGUUCUGACUAAAAUUCUUAUUACAUAUAUAUCCAUUAACAUUUGAAAAAUCAGGUAAUGUGCUUUUUGAACUGUUUGCUUCUGAAAUGAAGCCUGAAAAUACUACAUAUUUUAGUGUGAUAAAGAUUAGUUUGUGUUUGGUACAUUGAAAAAGUCUGUGUUAAAGUAGAAAGAACAUGCAAUAAUCUAGAAUCAGAUAAAUAGCACAAGAUGACACAUUUUGCCCUUCUUUCCCCAGUCUGCUUCCCCCACUUCCUCCCCUCACCAAAAACAACAUAUACACAUGGCGAUAACAACAUUUAGGGACCUGGCCCCAUUUCCUCAAAAGGAGUCGACAGCCCUGUUUACCUGCCAUUUUACUGUGGCUAAUAUUUAGCAAGUGAAAUAACUUCUCUUUGAAUCACUGGCACUAUCCAUCCAUGUAUUUAACUCUUGUCGAUUGUUAAGUUUUUAAGUAAAUAUUUUUAACAGAGAAUAGUCGUUGAAUAAACAUAACAGUGAGUGAGUUUAUAAUUUUUAAAUUUAUCCCUGAACAAAAGAAGUAGAAUGCCCAAAUUAACUUGAAACUUGUCAAUGUCAUUUUCAGCACACAUCUUUUGACAUUUCAACUAGCAUUGCCUUGUUUUCUGAAUAUUUCAAAAUUACUUUGUGAUGAAAAUUAAAAGUAAUGUUUGAUUGAAUCUGUUUUAUGGCGCUUAGCAAGAAACAAAUUGGCUAUAAACUGUACAAUUAAUUUAUAAAUUUACAAGGGUUUUCUCAGACACAUUAUCACCAGUGUUUUGUUUUAAAGUAGCGAAUAAAACAUACUUUGAACAUUAUUAGUGCUGUAUAAAUAUGUAUUUCCUUCCAUUCACAAAACACUUUCAGCCCGCCUGCUUAGCUCAGUAGGUAGAGUGUCGGUCUACGGAUCGCGGGGUCGUGAGUUCGAUCCUCGGGCGGGGCGUAUGUUCUCCGUGACUAUUUGCUAAACGACAUUGUGUCUGAAAUCAUUAGUCCUCCACCUCUGAUUCAUGUGGGGAAGCUGGCAGUUACUUGCGGAGAACAGGUUUGUACUGGUACAGAAUCCAGGAACACAGGUUAGGUUAACUGCCCGCCGUUAAAUGACUGAAAUACUGUUGAAAAACGGCGUAAAACCCAUAACAAACAAACAAGAAAAACUUUGAUCAGUUUGUUCAGAUGAAACAGAACUAUUUAAACAAGUUUUGAAUGUUAUUGUUAAGAUUUUUUUUCUUAAAGCAUUUUAUUGAAUAGUAAUGAGCCGCACCAUGAGAAAACCAAAAUAGUGUGUUUGUGACCAGCAUGGAUCCAGACCAGUCUGCGCAUCCGCGCAGUCUGGUCAGGAUCCAUGCUGUUUGCUUUCAAAGCCUACUGCAAUUAGAGAAACUAUUAGUGAACAGCAUUGAUCCUGACCAGACUGCACAGAUGCUCAGACUGGUCGCAAAUGCACUAUGUUGGUUUUCUCAUGGCGCGGCUCAAAUCUGUUCAUUUAUCCUGUUUAAAAAGUUUUGCAAACAGCAUUUUAAAGUUGGUAUCUCAUUUUUACCACCAACUGAUAUAUUUCUGUAAUUUGAUCAUUCAACCAUAAUCUCAGGCAGCUAUCCUUUUCACAAAUCCUAUGUUACUCAUGUUUUGAUUUUCUUCAUUCUAUUAGCUUUUCAUUAAAUUUCAAACAUUAUUGCUUCAUCGUGUGUGAGUGUUGUUAAAUAGACGUGUAUAAGGUGUGAAUAUGAAAAAAUUUUGUCAGUUGAGAAGUAGUUUCUUAUUUUGAGUGAUAGAUGCAACAUAUUUUAAAACUAGUGUAUGUAUAAUUGUUAACAACUGCAUAUAUAUAAUCAGGCCACCAUCUGUGUUCAUCUCCUUCAUUUGUUUGUAAUGCCCCCCCCCCCCCCCCCCCGCCAAACUCCCUUCAAAGAAUAGGGGGUAUAUUGUUUUGCUCAUGGUCGGUUGUUUGGUAGGUAUACCAAAUAGUUUCUGAUAAAUGAGUAGAGAAUGUUUGGUCCAACAUUGGUCAAACUUCGUUUGAUGACUGCAUGUGGUCAGUAGAUGAACACUAUUGUUUUUGGGGCCAAAGGUAAAGGUCACAAUGAUAUUUAGACUGAAAAAUGUUUAUGCUCAACUAUAACUGAAGAAAGCUUUGGCCUAUAGUUACCAAAAUUUAUACAAUGAUUGCUUGUGGUCAGUAGAUGACCCCUUUCAUUUUUUGGGUCAGUAGGUUAAAGGUCAGUGUCAUAAUGACGCGAAGACUGCAAACUGUUUCUAUUCAAUAUCUAAGGAACAUUUAACCUACAGUUGUCAAACUUACCAGAAAAUUGCUGUGGUUUAAAGAUCCCCCUGAACUGAUUUGGAGGUCACUAGGCUAAGGUCUAGGUCAAAAUGAGCUUGAAAUACUCAGUAAUAAAGAACCUUUUGGCUUACUGCCUUACACUUUAUAGGAUGAUUGCCUAUGGUCAGUUGAUGACCGGGUGAGAAGGUCAAGGUCAUACUGAAAUGGGGACUGAAAAUGGGACAGGCAAUCAUUGGGGUGGGGAGGAGGUCGGCUUUGUGUUUUACAAACAGUUUUACCUUUUUAAUAAAAAAAUGAAAUACUCUGUAUUUCUUUUCUGCUGUAUCCUCAUAUUUUUACUAUUUUUUAUCCUCUCUAAAUUUUAAUGGCAAAGUUGUUAGUGUUUUCUUCAAGAUAUAACAGUUAGUUGAAAUUCGUAAUGAAAACAUCAGAAGAACUGUAACAGUUAUCACAAAAUUUAGUUAAUAGUACAGUGUGAGAAAAGACUGGAUUUUGAAAUUCCUUUGCUGCACCUGUAUAUGCAAAAAAUGUCUGCUCGUACUUUUUGGUGCUACAUUUACCUUAAACAGCUGAUAUUCAAAUAUGUAUCAUUUCGUUUAUGUAAAACAGCUUUAUAUGAAAUGUCUGUAUUUCUUCUGUAUGUGCUUCUUGCAUCUCUCUACUGUUUACAAGUAUAUUAUGUCUAUACCUGUUGUCCCUAUCUUUGUUGUAUGUUAAGAAUGAUUUCAUAUGUAGUAUUUAUAGAUAGAAACAUUUUCUACCAUGUAAAUAUUUAUAACACAUAUAAGAAACCUCUUAUGGGGUACGCUUAAUGAUAAAUUAAAAUGAUGAAAACUUUA